Messenger RNA from Megalops cyprinoides (Indo-Pacific tarpon), 2739 nucleotides. Its product is annotated as RNA exonuclease 5-like. Lineage: Eukaryota; Metazoa; Chordata; Actinopteri; Elopiformes; Megalopidae. Bases 210 to 2615 code for a protein of 801 amino acids. Gene Ontology annotation, cellular component: nucleus. The record is from RefSeq and is a predicted model, not a curated record. The transcript is spliced from 20 exons. Gene Ontology annotation, molecular function: RNA binding; exonuclease activity.
CUACUCAGCGCUUCCAAAAACUAAGAUAUAGUUGCAGAAAGGAGGAACGUGUAGUGUGUAGAACUAGUUGACGUUGUCUCCGGCUCUACUAGUUAGGUCUGCACUGCAGGGACACUUAAUCGAAUUCUGUCGGAAACAUGCGAUGCAUGGUUUCCGUCGGCAGGCAGGCGUUGCGGCAUGACUGAAAUUUUGCUAACGUUGUUCGCACAAUGUUGGGAAAGCAAGGAGGCACAUUUGGGUGUAAAAGGAAGAGCGGUGAUGCCCUAGUCUCAGAUCACAGAGCUGGAAAAUCAAGGAAGCUGCAUGACAACACCGGGGAGCCAGAGUUAUCCCCACAGCCUCAGGAAUCAAAGGGCACUCCAUGUCUGUCACUGUCCUUUGAUGAAGUCCAUAAAACUAUAACCCAGAAACAGCUAAUAGAAUUACUUCUGUUUGCUGCUUUGGGGGUUAAACACAAUGUGAAACAGCCAAGUUGGUGUUACCUCCAUCACCAGAAGAAUAUAUGUGGAGUUAACGUGACAGUUUUAGAGGGCCUCACUCAACUCCAUUUUUACAGAUACUACCUACAGUUCAAAAAUCUCAGGAAGAGGUACAGGAUUAGGCAAAGUUUUCUGCCUUCCUCUGGCAAUGUGCUGUCUGACAUCUUCAAUACCAAGCUGCCAGUUUCAGAAAGUAACAGUCCAUUACCUGAGAGAACUAUAUCUGUGACCACAAACAACUUGGAUCAUCAGAAAGAAGACCUCACCUGGCACCCUGUCAUCCGCAAAUAUGGAACAGAGACACAAGGUCUCACUCACUACUUGCUGAGCACUGAGGAGAUGGGCAAGAAAGCCUUCCCUUUGAAGGGGCACCCUGGCUAUGAAACGUUUCUGUGCACGGAGAGUGAUGACUGUGUCUCAGACAGCAGUCCCCUUUAUGGCCUCGACUGUGAAAUGUGUUUGACAGAGCGUGGAAAUGAGCUGACGCGUGUCUCCCUGGUGGACAGCGGGGGUCGCUGUCUGCUAGAUGAGCUAGUGAAGCCAGAGAAUCGAAUCCUCAACUACCUUACCAGGUAUUCAGGGAUCACAAAAGCUUUGCUAAAACCGGUAACGACAAGGCUGAAAGACGUCCAGGCCAAGCUGAAGGAGACCUUACCCCGUGAUGCUGUGCUUGUGGGCCAUUCUCUCAACCAUGACCUUCAGGCUUUGAAUCUGAUCCACCCUCACGUCAUUGACACUUCGCUGCUUUUCAGAAGGGAAUCUGGCCAGAGGUUUAAACUGAAGUUUUUGGCAGAGGCUGUGUUGAACAAAAAGAUCCAGUGCGAGGGGAAGAAUGGUCACAAUCCAACAGAGGAUGCUGUGGCCGCCCUGGAGCUGGCGCAGUAUUUCAUCAGCAGAGGCCCGAAAAAGGUUGUUGAGUUAAAUUUAGAUGGAGUAUGGCGAGGACAUGCCACAGUGAAGGAGACACCGGUGAAUGGGGCUGUGCACAUACCUCACAUCAGGUUCACAGAGGCUCUCCAGGCUGCAGGUCGGUCUGCGGUUCACUUGGGCAGAGCAGCGAGGAUAGACACAUCACGGACUGCAGGGCAGUGGCGCACGGUGAAGUGUAUCUCGGAUGGGGAGGUCCUGUCCUCCUUCAAAAGGGAAAUACCAUCAUGCUUUUUCAGCGUGGUGCAGUUUCCAUCUUUAGCAGAGAAAACAGAGGCUUUCUCAACUGGCAAGAAAAGUGAUGAACUUUUUCAAAAGAUGCUUGCCAGGCAGAGAGAAAUGUGCACAGUUUAUGUGGGACCUUUACCCAAGGACUGGACUGCAAUGUCAGUGAGGAAGCUGUUUCGGAGAUGUGGUCCCAUUCAGUCUGUGAGGCUGCUAAAUUUCACAAAAAGAGCCCAUGCAAUUGUUGAAUUUGAAUUGCUGGAAGGAGCUUGCCUGGCCGUGGGUUCAUUAAAUGGCUAUGAGCUGGAUGGCCACUCUAUUAAGGUGCUGAGGCCUGUCAAGGAGUCCACACUGGAUUUGGAGGUGAUCUUGCAGGAGCUGGAGAAUGAUGUGCUCAAUGAGAAUGUCAUCUACAUCUCUGGAAUGCCAGAACAGGACCUUCAACAGGCCUUCUGCCAGUUUGGCACCAUUGAGGGCAUGGCUCUGCCCAAGAAACCCUCCUUGAGGAAGCACAGGAAACAUGCAUUCAUAAAGUAUCAAAAUGUGGAGAGCAUGGAGGCUGCCUUAAACUCAUCUGUGGAACAUAAAGGCAGAAAAGUAAAGGUGUGUAAGGCUUUGACUCCCUCCCACCUCCAGUCAUGGACUGGCCAGACACAGCUUCAACAGUAUCAUUCUGAGGAGUGGAACUCAGGGGAAGGUGAAUCCAGUGUACCUGAAGAAUCAGACUACUCUGAUCAGCAGCUUUGUCAUGAGAGUGAAAUGAAGGAUCUGAUGAGAAAACUUGACCGUAAGGUGGGCAAACUUUUCAAGGCUCUACCGAAAAACACUCUGAGUGUAAUUCUUCUUCCUGGACAGACAAGAGCUGAUGGAGAUUUCUCAGGUCUAUGUUUGAUUGGGGUCAAAGGGAGUUCCUCAGCCGAAUCUAAGAAGAAUUCUGGAUCUGAACUGGAACGGGACAGUGAAAGAAUUGUGACUCACUGCUGAUGAUGUUUUGUUCAAUGCAUGUUUUGUUCAAAUCAACGUAUUGUGGAUUCCAUAAAUGUUUAGCUACUUUGCCAAAUUGUUUGCCUUAAAUAACGUUAUCAUACAGUAUCCCCCUUUUAUAAAU